This is a messenger RNA of Catharus ustulatus (Swainson's thrush), 853 nucleotides long. It is a transcript of the gene OVOL1, whose product is annotated as ovo like transcriptional repressor 1. The coding region runs from base 59 to 853 and encodes 264 amino acids. The record is from RefSeq and is a predicted model, not a curated record. Gene Ontology annotation, molecular function: DNA-binding transcription factor activity, RNA polymerase II-specific; RNA polymerase II cis-regulatory region sequence-specific DNA binding. The transcript is spliced from 4 exons. NCBI's taxonomy places the organism in Eukaryota, Metazoa, Chordata, Aves, Passeriformes, Turdidae. Gene Ontology annotation, cellular component: nucleus. Gene Ontology annotation, biological process: regulation of transcription by RNA polymerase II; epidermal cell differentiation.
CGGGAUCCAUCGGGAUCCAUCGGGAUCCGCGGGGUCAGCGGGGUCAGCGGCUCCGGCCAUGCCGCGCGCGUUCCUGGUCAAGAAGCCCGUGGUGGCCACGGCCAAGCGCAACUGGAGCGAGCUCCCGGACGAGCAGCGCGCCGAGAUCUACGUGCCCAUCUGCCUGGGGGGGUGUCCCCUGCGCAGGGACCCCGAGCCGGCCCUGGCCGAAGCCCCCGCGUCCCCCGUGUCCCCCCUGGACAUGACGCUGCCCCCCCGCGCCCCCCCCGGCCCCUUCCUGCACCCCAAGGGCAAGGUCCCGUCCGGCCCCCUGGGCGCUCCCCUCCCCCCGGGGCUGCCCCUGCCCGGGGGGGUCCCCGUGGGGGUCCCGGUGCCCGGGGGGGUCCCGGGGGGCUCCGAGCUCUUCUCGUGCCCCGUGUGCCAGAAGAGUUUCGGCUUCCAGCGGAUGCUGAACCGGCACCUCAAGUGCCACAGCGAGGUGAAGCGGCACCGGUGCCCGUACUGCGGCAAGGGCUUCAACGACACCUUCGACCUGAAACGCCACGUGCGCACCCACACCGGAGUGCGGCCCUACAAGUGCUCUCUGUGUGACAAGGCGUUCACGCAGCGCUGCUCGCUCGAGUCGCACCUGCGCAAGAUCCACGGCGUGGCGCAGCGCUACGGCUACAAGGAGCGCCGGGCCAAGCUCUACGUGUGCGAGGAGUGCGGCGGCACCGCCGACAGCCAGGACGCGCACCUGGCGCACCUGCGGCAGCGCCACCCGCACAGUCCCCUGCUGGCCAAGCUGGCCCGAAAGGCCGCGGCCACGCCCGCGCCACGCCCGGCCCCGCCCCGCGCGGCCCCGCCCCCCUAG